This is a messenger RNA of Trichoderma gamsii, 615 nucleotides long. RefSeq lists its product as hypothetical. The coding region runs from base 1 to 615 and encodes 204 amino acids. NCBI's taxonomy places the organism in Eukaryota, Fungi, Ascomycota, Sordariomycetes, Hypocreales, Hypocreaceae. The record is from RefSeq and is a predicted model, not a curated record. The transcript has a single exon.
AUGGACGCAAACGACAAGGUGGUUGCAGAACUGGUGCAAACGCGUAUCAGUGUUUCUCCUGAUCAAUAUAAAGAUGUAUACAAUCAAAAAAUGCACCCUAUCUUGAUGGCACAGCCUGGCAUGAUUGCAACGAUGGCCGGUGUAGUCACUUCAGAGAAUGAUCAAGACUCAACAAAGCAAGCGGACGGUGCUACUGUACUUUCACUGGUCAUUUGGAAAAACGUGGACUCGCAUAUUGGUUUUAUUACGGGCAAAGCAGCAGGUCCUUUCUUCGAAGCAUCGAUGCCUUUAAUGCGUGAUCCACCCUCUGUUGAGCAUUACGAGGUGGACGGCUUGCAACCGUCCGCUUUUCACAGCCACUACGCUCAGGUACUGAAAGCUUCUUCUGCCAACAGCAAAGAACUCUUGGAGAGCGUAUUUCAGCGACACGUAGCUACCGAGGGGGAAAACAAGGUACUGUUUAGCGAUUGCACGGAAGAUGCGUCAAAGAAGGCCUUGGUACUAUUUAGCGACUCAGACCAAUUUGAAGCUACAGCUGGUGUUUUGGAUAAAGGGACGGGAAUCGGGAAGUAUGAUGUUAAAUGGUACUCAAGGGGAACAACAAGCUAUCUUUAA